Sinocyclocheilus rhinocerous is the source of this 289-nucleotide messenger RNA. RefSeq names its product collagen alpha-1(I) chain-like. The coding region runs from base 10 to 258 and encodes 82 amino acids. Lineage: Eukaryota; Metazoa; Chordata; Actinopteri; Cypriniformes; Cyprinidae. The record is from RefSeq and is a predicted model, not a curated record. The transcript is spliced from 5 exons.
UUCAGUUUAAUGUACAUACUCAAAUUAAAAAUCAUUUUUCUAACCUUUGGUUUGAUAUUUCAGGGACCGAUGGGUGGAAAUGGACCCCCAGGGGCUCCUGGUGUGAAGGGUGACCAAGGAGAACCAGGCAUUGGAGUUCAAGGCCCUCCUGGACCUCAGGGCAACAGAGGGUUACCUGGACCUCCAGGCACUCCAGGAGCAAUAGGACCAGAAGGAUCUCCAGGGCUUCCAGGACAAGUGUUUUUCCUCUUCAACUAAUUGGAGGCAUGCGUGGUUGAAUGUUCGAUCA